This is a messenger RNA of Cetraspora pellucida, 735 nucleotides long. NCBI's taxonomy places the organism in Eukaryota, Fungi, Glomeromycota, Glomeromycetes, Diversisporales, Gigasporaceae. The record is from the annotation of a GenBank genome assembly.
AUGCCUCGAAGAGACGCAAAGAAAAAAAAAUUAGAAAGAAUACUUGGUUCACAAAAAUCGACCCCAAAAGAAAUACAAGAUGCUUUUACAGAUUAUCUGUCUACUAUCAAAGAGUUUCACGAGCGUAGAUAUCUUCGAAAAGAAAUAUCAGAAGAAGAAUAUAAUGACACUAUUCAAAUUCUCAAUUCAUUAAAUGUUCGAAUGAAAAAUAUGAUUAUUCAGAUUGAAAGACUGAAAAAUAACAUCUUAGAAAAAAAAAAUAAUAAUUUACAAAUUGAAAACGAAAAAUUACGAACUGAAAAUAAAGAAUUAGAGAAUAAUAAUGAAAAUUUACAAUACGCAUUAUUUGAAGUAGCUACCUUAGCCAAUAAUAGUGAAGACAAAAAUACACAGCUACGUCAAACAAUCAAAGAUAUCUUUGACUUAUGUCAAAAUGAUAACCUUAAGCUUAAUGAGUUAAAUAGAAUUUUAUAUAAUAAUGGAGUCAGAGAAAUAAUUGUCCAAAGAGAACGUUAUUCAGACUUUAACAGUGCCGCCGAAGAAAGCUUAUAUAAUAAUGGAGUCAAAGAAAUAAUUAUCCAAAGAGAACGUUAUUCAGACUUUAACAAUGCCGCCGAAGCAAGCGAAACAAAAAUCUACGAAAUUACAGAUGGAUCUUUUCCACAACCACCACAACCGUAUACAUAUUCAUUCUGCGAAACUAACGGAGUUGACCAAGCCAAUAAGACCAAUGAA